AUGUCCGCACAAAUACUUACUGCUGCCUCAAAAUAUCAACUUUAUAGUACUACUGUUAUGUGUCCAUUAGGAGUUGUCGCUUAUCAAAAUGUUCGUCGAUUAGUUCGUCGACAAAUACCUGUUGCUCGUCGUCGAUUAGAUCGACAAAUAACUGCAAUGUGUUUUAUACGUGUUAUAGCUUUUGUUUGUUUGGGAACACCUUAUUUUUGGAGUCGAAUAUAUGUACUUAUCCAUCCUAUUUCACGAAGUGAAUCAUUAGAAUUUGCAACGUGGGAGUUAGUUCAAGUUAUUUUUGCGUCUUUUGCAUCUCUUAACUUUGCGAUCAGUUUUUAUCUUUUUAUUAUAUCAUCAUCACACUUUCGUCAUCAAGUAAAAUCUGUAUUAGUAAAAAAAUGUUGGAAACGAUUGAAAUAUUUAUGUUGCUUUGGUAAUAUUCAAAUUAGUCCGGAAAAUAUAGAACAAAAUAAUUUAAAUAUAGAACUUGAAGAAAUUCACUAA
Adineta steineri is the source of this 498-nucleotide messenger RNA. The record is from the annotation of a GenBank genome assembly. NCBI's taxonomy places the organism in Eukaryota, Metazoa, Rotifera, Eurotatoria, Adinetida, Adinetidae.